CUGCCUGGCUCUACACUGGGAUCUUUCCAGCGCGUCCGCAGUGACUCAUUGAGACAUCGUGUCAUCGGUGGCGAUAAUACCGCAUCUCUCGUCUGUCUCACCUCGCGCGCACACACGCACACACGGGAGGCAGAGUCGGACCGUGAACGCAACAUCGCACCCGCGCUUUUCUCCUUUCGGAUAUGACCAGCAGCGACCUAUCGGACGUGGAUAUAAAUGCACGCGUGUCUGGACCUGCCGACGGGACUUAAGACGACUGAGGCUUUCAGCGGGCUGGACCUAAGGCAUCUGUGUCCUACAUCUUUUCCUGUUCUGGAUGUUCAGACGUGAUCUUCAACAACCAACAUUCUCAGGAUGGGAAAUUCUGAGGAAAUCAUGUUAAUCUGCCAAGACAUUAUCUCACAGUUUUCAGCUUGAGGAAGAGAAACAAGCAAAGUGCGGUGGAACUUUGACCAUGACGGACCGGGCUCAAUACAGCAGGAGCAUGUUAACUCGCAGCGGCCCUUCAUGGAUGUAUCCCAACAUGGCUUUUUUGUUGCUCUGGAUGGUGCUCAUGUCCAUCUGUGUGGUCAGAACCCAAGGUCAGCAGUACCCUGUAGUCACCACCAACUAUGGAAAGUUGCGAGGUGUGAAAGUCACAUUACCCAAUGAGAUCCUGGGACCAGUGGAACAGUAUUUAGGGAUUCCAUAUGCAUUGGCCCCAACAGGGGAACGAAGGUUUCAGCCACCGGAGCCGCCCAUGUCCUGGCCAGGCAUUAGGAAUGCUACUCAGUUUGCUCCAGUUUGCCCUCAGUUUUUGGAAGAUCGCUUCUUACACAACGAUAUGCUUCCUGUGUGGUUCACAGCCAACCUGGAUACAGUGGUAACUUACGUGCAAGAGCAGAGCGAGGACUGCCUACACCUAAACAUCUUUGUCCCUACCGAGAAUGAUAUCCACGACGAGAAUGGCUUAAAGCCGGUCAUGGUUUACAUUCACGGCGGAUCCUUCAUGGAAGGAACCGGGAACAUGAUCGAUGGCAGCAUCCUGUCGAGCUACGGCAACGUCAUCGUCAUCACAAUCAACUACCGUCUCGGGGUUCUGGGGUUUCUGAGCACUGGAGACCAGGCGGCCAAAGGCAACUACGGACUGCUGGAUCAAAUCCAGGCUCUCAGGUGGAUCAAGGAAAACAUCCAGGCCUUCAAAGGAGACCCAAAGCGAGUUACCAUUUUCGGCUCUGGUGCUGGGGCCUCAUGUGUCAGCCUGCUGACCCUCUCGCAUUACUCUGAAGAUAUGUUCCAGAAAGCCAUCAUUGAGAGCGGCACUGCACUCUCCAGCUGGGCAGUCAACUACCAGCCUGCUAAGUACACCCGAGCCCUGGCAGAGAAAGUGGGCUGCAACAUGCUGGACACCAUCGACCUGGUUCAGUGCCUGCAGAACAAGAACUUCAAGGAGUUGAUUGAGCAGUACGUGACGCCAGCAAAGUACCACAUUGCCUUUGGCCCUGUGAUUGACGGCGAUGUGAUCCCUGACGACCCCCAGAUCCUCAUGGAGCAAGGCGAGUUCCUCAACUAUGACAUUAUGCUGGGCGUCAAUCAAGGCGAGGGAUUCAAGUUUGUCGACGGCAUAGUGGACAGCGAAGAUGGGGUCUCUGCCAAUGAUUUUGACUUUGCUGUGUCAGACUUUGUGGACCACUUGUAUGGCUACCCUGAGGACAAGGACACUCUGCGUGAGACAAUCAAGUUCAUGUACACUGACUGGGCAGACAAAGAGAAUCCAGAAACACGGCGUAAGACCCUUGUAGCACUUUUCACAGACCACCAGUGGGUGGCACCAGCAGUGGCUACAGCUGACCUCCAUGCCCAAUAUGGCUCCCCCACUUACUUUUAUGCUUUUUACCACCACUGUCAGAGCGACAUGAAGCCCAGCUGGGCUGACUCAGCCCAUGGCGAUGAAGUACCCUAUGUGUUCGGGAUUCCAAUGAUUGGCCCAACAGAGCUCUUCAACUGUAACUUCUCCAAGAAUGACGUGAUGCUAAGUGCUGUUGUCAUGACCUACUGGACUAACUUUGCCAAAACAGGUGACCCCAAUCAGCCAGUCCCACAGGAUACAAAGUUCAUUCACACAAAGCCCAACAGAUUUGAGGAGGUAGCCUGGACAAAGUACAACCCCAAAGACCAGCUCUACCUUCAUAUUGGUCUCAAACCUCGAGUCCGAGACCACUACCGUGCAACCAAGGUUGCUUUUUGGCUGGAACUGGUGCCGCAUCUGCACAACAUAAAUGAAUUUUUCCAGUACGUAUCAACUACCACUAAAAUACCGCCGCAAGACACAACACCGUACCCUUACACCAAGCGAUUCCCAAACAAAAACAACUGGCCCUCCACUACUCGCCAUCCGGGUUUGCCGUCCUCUAACACUAAGCACACCACAGACCGGCAGAAAAGUGGCGACUUCACCGAGGAAGCCACCGUGGUGAUUGAGACCAAGCGAGACUACUCCACCGAGUUAAGCGUCACCAUUGCUGUGGGAGCCUCCCUCCUGUUCUUGAACAUCCUGGCCUUUGCAGCAUUGUACUACAAAAAAGACAAGCGACGGGCCGACUCAACCCGCCACGUUCUCACCCCGCAGCACAAUUCAACACCUGCCAACGCGCCCCCUGCCACCAACGACAUGGCCCACCUGCAGAGUGAGGAGUUGAUGUCGCUGCAGAUGAAGCAGAUGGAGCAUGAGCACCACCGCGAGUGUGAGUCGAUUCAGGCACACGACGCUCUACGUCUCGCCUGCCCUCCUGACUACACGCUCACACUGCGCCGCUCACCGGACGACGUACCGCUGAUGACACCCAGCACCAUCACCAUGAUCCCAAACUCAUUGGCUGGCAUGCAGCCUCUGCACAACUUCAACACUUUUGGAGGCAGUCAGAACAGUACCAACCUUCCCCAUGGCCACUCUACAACGCGGGUAUAGCUCUGCCGGGAUUGGACCGGACCAGAUUCCCACUUGAAGCAAGAACCGGUAAAACAAAGUCAAAUGAAAGAAAUGGACAACGUGAAGCACAGACUCCAAAGUUCAAACAGAUGUUAUUUUGCUAUGCUGCCUUCUUGACAAAGUAUACAUGGUAUAAAUUGAUGUCUUUUUAACAUAAAAUAACAAAUGUGAAUGUUACUAUAAUAACUAUGUGGAGCUAAGCUUCAUUAAGUUUUUUUUAGAGUUUUACCAAAAUAAGAACCCAAGUAGUGACUGUUGCGAUGCAUUUUAAUACUAAACAAAACUAUUGCAUUGCAACAAGGACAUAAAAAGACAACCUCUGUAAUAUUCUAUUCAUUAUUAAAAAUGGAUCCAACUCUUAACUACAGGGGUGUCCAAACUUUUUCCACCAAGGGGCCACAUACUAAUAAUACAAAGGAUGCGAGGCAUCCACCCAUCUUCUUCCGCUUAUCCAAAGUCGGUUCACGGGGGAAGUAGCCUCAGCAGAGAAGUCCAGACUUCCCUUACUGGUUGGGCAAACUCCAUGCAUCCUCAAUGAUCGUGCCAAGAGUAUAGUUUGUCCACAAUUCCACGACCAUGACGAAAACCAACCGGAACACACCCUUCAGUUACCCUUUUUAAAUAGAGGAACCACCACCCCUGUCUGCCAAUCCAGAGGCACCGCCACCGAUGUCCACGCAAUGCUGCAGAGUCAUGUCAACCAUGACAGCUUUAAAGCAUCCAGAGCCUUAAGGAAAUCGCUUGGCCUGUCGGUACAUGUCCGCUGCCUCUGAAGUCCCAUGAGCUAAAAGGACCCGAUAGGACCUCUUCAGCUUGACUGGUUUACCGCCACGGGAGGCACCGACCACCUUGCGACCGCAGCUCCGAUCAGCUGCCUUGACAAUAGAGGCACACAACAUGGUCCACUCGGACUCAAUGUCCAGAGCCUCCCUUGUAACAUGUUCGAAGUUCUCCCAGAUGUGGGAAUUGAUACUCUCACUGACGGGAGACUCUGCCAGACGUUCUCAGCAGUGGAUAUUUUCCAACUGUUAAAAAUACUAAAAACAAUCAAUAAUGUUAAUUAUAUAUAAUCAAAAAAGCCUGCAUGUCAGCUUUGUGUUAAUAUCCAUGAUAUUUUCUUACUUUAAAAAUGUGACUCAGGCCAAUAGAAAUUGAGCUGUGGGCAGCAGAUGGCACCGUUUGGACACCCCUGCUUUACUGAGUGACAGAACAUGAAUUUACAAAAACAAAUAACAGAAAAAAUGUGGCAAUCAAAGAAGGGGGAAAAAAUCAUAAAAAAAUAAUUUAAAGAAUUCUCCUGUUGCUGUUUUAUUUCGCCUGUUUGGUUCUGCGCUUUCUAUUGAGGUGUAAAUAUUGUAUACUGUAUGUAUUUGUCAUUAUUUUCCCCAUGAUUCAGUCCUAUUUUUUUGCAGUAGAACCAAAACAAUUCAAGCCUUUGGAAGUUCAAGAGGACAAGCGUAAGCAUUGUUUUAAAGUUUGUAAGAUUAUUCCGAGGUGACAAAGAAUUUUAAUCUUCAUUCCAGACUUGUUUGAUGGCCCACCAUGUGAUCUGAUCACGUUUGCUGGUUUUACUUCCAAAAAUGUUCUUUGUGAUCUUUUUGUAAUCGUACCUUUGUUCUUUCCAUCCCACUCUGCUCUUUUACCUACAAUGUGCUCAGAAAUGCAUUAUUACAGACUUUUUUUAAAGGCAGUACUACUAUUAGUUGUAAAGGAAUAUUUGUUGAUAUACAGUAUUUCAAGUUCCACUCAUAUGCUAGCAAUAUGUAAAAUAAUAUGUUGGCUUGUAAUAUAUUUUGGGUGACAAAGCAAGUGAAUGAAUGUAAAUAUUAUUAUUUAUUCCUGUAAAACAAAAGCAAAAUAAACUGCUAAUUCUGAUUAUGAUACAAAUGGGAUAAAAUAUUUGCUCAGUUAAUUUCUAUUUAAAAAAAUUUGAAAAGAUUUUUGACAACCUUUGGAAAUGGUUAGUUUAACAUAUUUGAUUGCUGUUUUGCCUUAAGUGAUACAAUAGAUAUUUCUGGCUGAACAACUGUAUAAAGUUUUUCUGCAAUGUUUUUUUAAUAAAAUAUCAAAGUAUUUUCUAUA
Messenger RNA from Nerophis lumbriciformis (worm pipefish), 5050 nucleotides. It is a transcript of the gene nlgn4xa, whose product is annotated as neuroligin 4 X-linked a. The record is from RefSeq and is a predicted model, not a curated record. Gene Ontology annotation, cellular component: membrane. NCBI's taxonomy places the organism in Eukaryota, Metazoa, Chordata, Actinopteri, Syngnathiformes, Syngnathidae. Gene Ontology annotation, molecular function: neurexin family protein binding.